Messenger RNA from Ostreobium quekettii, 726 nucleotides. NCBI's taxonomy places the organism in Eukaryota, Viridiplantae, Chlorophyta, Ulvophyceae, Bryopsidales, Ostreobiaceae. The record is from the annotation of a GenBank genome assembly.
AUGGGGAUAGCCUACGGGGACAGGCGCGCGGGCAAUUUGGGCGCUGCGGUCAUAGACAUGGCCGUGGAUGGGCGAUCCGCGGUCGGGAUGCCCUCAUGCAAGGAUGCGUUUGGAAAGCGGAGUGAGGCGGGUGUUUUGGAUCGCAAGGUCGACGGGGAGCGGUUUUACGGCAAGGGGCGGGUGCUGUCGUGGGAUCAGGGGGCGCCGCAGCGUAUUCAGAGGUGCAUCGACGCGCUGAACGCGCGGAUCGAGGCGCACAACGCCAAGGUGGGGAACCAGAUGAGGGCCUGCGAGAAGCGCAUAGCGCAACUGGAGCGCGCGUGGCAGAGGGAGCGGGCACGGCGGGAGGAUGAGCGGAAGAGGGAGGCCUUCUUGAGGCGGGCGCGGCAGUGGGGCACCAUGACCGCCACCAACUCGGGUGGCUACGGGCACGAGAUCGACAAAAUGUCCGAAACGGCGAUCCCCCCCGAGAGGCCGCGGGACGUCGUGGAGCCCCCCACCCUGAGGGAGGCCCGCGGCGAGUUGCGCGCCCUGCGGGCGGCCCGGCGGGAUCCCGUGCCGUCGAUCUUCAAGGUGCUGCCCGAGGCCGCGCAGUCGAGGCGGGAGGUGGCGCUGGGCCAGGCCAAGGCGGCGUCCGCGGCGGGGAUGCUCAACGGGCUGGCGGGGAUGGAUGCGGGGAACCCGGAUGAGGAGGCGUGCGGCUUGGCGGAGCGCGCGCUGAUGAAG